Molecule: messenger RNA, 1002 nt
Organism: Phoenix dactylifera (date palm)
Lineage: Eukaryota; Viridiplantae; Streptophyta; Magnoliopsida; Arecales; Arecaceae
Product: protein LURP-one-related 8-like
Source: RefSeq, a predicted model, not a curated record
UCCCCUCCUUCCAUGUCCCAUUCCGACUAGCUCUUCUUCUCCCUCUCCUCUUCCAGUUUCCGGCAGCCGGAGAGCCACCGAAGCCGACGCUGGGGUAUGCCGAAGGUCCACCCGAAUGCUGCCUCUCCUGCCCUCGAGCUCCCGAGGCCUGCCGUCUCUUGCAGAGGCGACGCCGUGGGCCUGCCGGAGGCGGCGGUGCUGACGGUGUGGCGGAAGUCGCUGUUAUUCAACUGUAGUGGAUUUACUGUUUUUGAUGCCAAGGGAAGCUUGGUAUUCCGAGUCGAUAACUACGGGUCGGGGAGUAAGGGUGAAGUCGUGCUCAUGGAUGCCGCCGGGAAACCGCUCCUCACCAUCCGGCGGAAGAAGCUGAGCCUAGGAGACCACUGGCUGAUCUAUAACGGCGAGGAGACCGUCAACCCCAGGUUCUCCGUCAAGCGGCACGUGAACCUCCUCCACUCUAAGGCUUUGGCGCACGUGACCCCGUGCGGAGCCUGCGCCGGAGGUGAUGGCUACGAGGUCCAGGGGUCGUACUCGCAGAGAAGCUGCGCGGUCUACGACGAGCGGCGGCGGCCGGUAGCGGAGGUCCGCCGGAAGGAGGCCGCCGCCGGCGGGGCGGCGUUCGGCGCCGACGUCUUCCGCCUCGUCGUGCAGCCAGAUCUCGACGCAUCGCUCGCCAUGGCCAUCGUCAUCGUCCUCGAUCAGAUGUUCGGAUCUCGGGGCUAUCGUAUCAAGGGCUAAGAUUGAGAGUGGGGUUUCGAUCGGGGUGACGAUUGGAAGGGUCAUGGGAAAGUUUUUCUUUCCUUCUUUUCCUUUUUUUUCUUUUUUUUCUCUCUCUUUUUGGUGUUGGGAAGAGAGGAAGGAUGAUUAUGGGAGCCUUUUAUUGUGUCACGGUUUGAUUUUUUAAUAAACCAUGUACCAAUAAAAGGCAAGUGCUACGUGAGUGUAAAUAUUUUUUCUUCGCAAUGGAAAUAUUAGUAAGAGAAACUGUGUUCUUAUUUCUGA